Cylindrotheca closterium is the source of this 534-nucleotide messenger RNA. Lineage: Eukaryota; Bacillariophyta; Bacillariophyceae; Bacillariales; Bacillariaceae. The record is from the annotation of a GenBank genome assembly.
AUGACUGAAGUGAGUGCUGUUGUUGUGCUAUUCUUCUUCUUGGCACUGCUGGCAACAACCGCCACCACGACCAAUGCCUUUUCCAGUACCAAUAAGGCAACUACUGCCAGGUCCACACUGCAAUCAAGAUCGACGUGUUCUUCUUCUUCUUCAAAAUCCUCCAGCACACGCCUACAAUGGUUCAACAAGGACGCUAAAGAAGACGGUAGCCAAGAAGAAGAAGAACCAAAAGAGGACGAAGAAGAAACUUCUGGCGGUGGAUUUAGUUUCUUCAAGGACUUUAAAGGUAUGAUGGAGAACUUUGACGACGUGGUCGAUGACUUUGUGUACAAGCGCAUGGGUGCUGGUGAACAAUGGUAUGGAAAACGCAAAUACAACCCCUCUGGACGAGUUGAUGGAGAGUACAAUGGCAUGGGUAGAUCCGAUCAAUUCCGCAUUGAAUUGGCCCGAGUCCAAAAGGAAGAAAUGGAAAAGCGCCGUCAGCGACGAUUGGCAGAAGAGGAAGAAGAACGUCGGCAGAGGCAAAUGAAGUAA